AUGCCUGUUGUCACUCCCGAGAAACUAGCUGCUCUGCAGCAUAAUGCAGAUGAUAUAAGAAAUAUCUGCAUCUUGGCUCAUGUCGACCACGGCAAGACGUCUUUAACGGACGCCCUCCUCGCUACAAAUGGCAUCAUUUCACCAAAGCUUGCCGGAAAGAUCCGGUAUCUUGAUUCACGGCCUGAUGAGCAAAUUCGGGGUAUCACUAUGGAAUCAUCUGCUAUCUCUUUAUACUUCUCCAUGCUCCGAAGACCAGCUCCCGAUGCUGCACCCGUCCCCAAAGAAUACUUAAUUAAUCUAAUAGAUUCACCCGGACACAUCGAUUUCAGCAGUGAAGUGUCGACCGCAUCAAGGUUAUGCGAUGGUGCUGUCGUGCUGGUCGACGCUGUCGAGGGGGUUUGUAGUCAGACAGUCACAGUUCUCCGUCAAGCCUGGACGGAGAAGUUGAAACCUCUUCUGGUUUUCAACAAGAUAGAUCGACUAGUCACGGAAUUGAAAAUGACGCCUGGCGAAGCUUACAUCCACCUUAGCAAGCUUCUCGAGCAGGUAAAUGCUGUCUUAGGAAGCUUUUUCCAGGGAGAACGGAUGGAAGAAGACCUGAACUGGCGAGAAAGAAUGGACGAAAAGGUCGCUGCGGCCGCGGCAAGAGAGGCAAAGCUCGGAGAUAUGGAAAGCGAAGCAGGCGACUUACAAUUCGAGGAACGAGAUGACGAAGAGCUAUAUUUCGCCCCCGAGAAGAAUAAUGUGAUAUUUAGCAGCGCUAUCGAUGGCUGGGCUUUUACCGUGCGGCAAUUUGCCAGUUUAUAUGAGAAGAAGCUCGGCAUUAAACGGACCAUCAUGGAAAAGGUCUUAUGGGGUGAUUUUUACUUAGACCCCAAGACUAAGAAGGUCCUCGGACGAAAACAUCUAAAGGGCCGAAAUUUGAAGCCUAUGUUUGUCCAGCUUGUGCUUGAGCAAGUUUGGGCUGUAUAUCAAGCAACCAUAGGCGGGGAUCAUGGAAAGGGCGACCCGGUUCUGCUUGAGAAAAUUACAAAAUCACUAAAUAUCACAAUUCCGCCGCAUAUUGCUAGAUCAAGAGAUCCUAGAUUGCUACUUACGACGGUUUUCUCGUCGUGGUUGCCAUUAUCAACGGCCCUCUUAGUGUCUGUGGUCGAGUCUCUGCCAUCUCCGAAAGUGGCCCAGGCUGAACGUCUACCUGAAUUGCUGGAAGACUCCCCGGGUUCAUCUCAUAUCGACGCGCUAGUUAAAGAUGCGAUGGUAAAUUUCAAAACGUCGAAAUCGGACCCCGUAGUUGCAUACGUUAGCAAAAUGGUUUCCAUACCCGAAAGCGAACUUCCAGAAAAUAAAAGACGAACUAAUCAGCUCAGUGCUGAGGAGGCGAGAGAACUGGCUAGGAAAAAGCGGGCGGAAUUCGCUCGUGCUCAAGCGGCAGAAAGCAACGGCGUGGAUGAUCUUACCGCAGCGCUCGACAAUGCGAAUUUGAACGACUUCGUCCCAGAGGAAGAGAAGAAGAUUGACCCAGAAUACUUGAUAGGGUUCGCACGGAUAUAUUCCGGUACUCUGUCCGUUGGCGACACACUCUACGUUCUCCCGCCAAAGUUCUCUCCCGCGAAUCCCCACUCAGCUCCUGAACCCGAGAAGGUGACUGUAACAGCUCUAUACAUGCUUAUGGGCCGCAACCUGGAGUCGCUUGAUUCUGUCCCAGCUGGUGUUGUUUUCGGUAUUGGCGGCCUUGACGGCCAUAUCUUGAAAUCGGGAACUCUUUGUAGCCAGUUGGAAGGCUCCGUUAAUUUAGCGGGUGUUCACAUGGCCGGUAAACCUAUCGUGCGAGUCGCACUCGAGCCAGUGAAUCCAGCUGACCUGGACAAGAUGAUCGAGGGUCUUAAGCUACUUGUCAAGAGCGACCCGUGUGCAGAAUAUGAGCAAUUUGAAAGCGGUGAACACGUUCUGCUCACCGCUGGUGAACUACAUCUAGAGCGGUGCUUGACAGAUCUAAAAGAGAGAUUUGCGAGGUGCGAUAUUCAGGCUGGUGCGCCUAUAGUACCAUACAGGGAGACGAUUGUGCGCGCGGAGGAGAUGCGACCACCCGCGAACAAGGAAUUAGGACGUGGUGUUGUCGUUGGGGUCACGAGUUCAAAGCAGGUCAGCAUUACCGUCCGAGUACGGCCAUUACCUGAAAACGUCACCGAGUUCCUCCUUAAAAACCCUGGGGCUAUCAAACGUCUUUACUCAGAACGAAAUGCGCUCGGAGAAUCCCAGCAAGAGAAUGAAGUCGACGUGGAACAGGAAAUCGAAGCGGAUGAUGAUUUACUCGAAGGCAAGGGCCUAUCCCUCGAUGAGUUGAAGAAGCAACUACAGGCGACUUUGGAGAGUGGCAAAGGACGUGAAGGGUGGAAGGGUGUUAUCGACCAAAUAACAGCCUUUGGACCGAAGCGGACGGGACCAAAUCUACUAAUCGACGCGACUAAAGAUGGUUAUUUUCCCAAGGUAUUCGCUCCAGCGAAACAAGCAGACGACAGCAGCCCGAAGGCAGACGAGUCACUAAAGGCCUCGCAUCUUUGCGAUAAGGUUACAUAUGCCUUCCAACUAGCUAUGAACCAAGGCCCGUUAUGUAACGAGCCAGUACAAGGCGUAGCUGUUAUAAUCGAAGACGUGACUGUUGCACCAACAGACGAGGAGACAUCUGCACGAGAUCGUCUCGGCCGACUUACGGGUGAGGUUAUCAAGACGGUGCAACAGUCUAUUCGCCAGGGUUUCCUAGAUUGGUCUCCACGCCUUAUGCUCGCUAUGUAUUCAUGCGAGAUUCAGGCAGGAACCGAGGUCUUGGGGCGUGUAUACGAUGUUAUUACGCGACGUCGUGGUCGUGUUCUCUCAGAACAGAUGAAAGAGGGUACACCGUUCUUCACCAUCCAGUCGACAAUCCCCGUGGCGGAAUCCUUCGGAUUUGCGGAGGAGAUGCGCAAACGCACAUCGGGUGCCGCGCAACCGCAGCUUAUUUUCCAGGGCUUCGAGGUUCUGGUCGAUGAGGAUCCAUUCUGGCAGCCCUUCACCGAGGAUGAUCUCGAGGACCUAGGCGAGCUUGCUGAUAAGGAGAAUGUUGCGAAGAGAUAUAUGGAUGGUGUCAGGAGGAGGAAGGGUCUGCUGGUUGAGGGUAGAGGCGAGAGGGUGGCGGCUGAGAAGCAGAAGACUCUCAAGAGGUAA
Molecule: messenger RNA, 3201 nt
Organism: Daldinia caldariorum
Lineage: Eukaryota; Fungi; Ascomycota; Sordariomycetes; Xylariales; Hypoxylaceae
Product: P-loop containing nucleoside triphosphate hydrolase protein
Exons: 4
Coding region: 1-3201 (1066 amino acids)
Biological process (GO): cytosolic ribosome assembly
Cellular component (GO): cytosol; ribonucleoprotein complex
Molecular function (GO): GTP binding; ribosome binding; GTPase activity
Source: RefSeq, a predicted model, not a curated record